Molecule: messenger RNA, 1230 nt
Organism: Rotaria sp. Silwood1
Lineage: Eukaryota; Metazoa; Rotifera; Eurotatoria; Philodinida; Philodinidae
Source: the annotation of a GenBank genome assembly
AUGGGUAAAGAUGGUGGUUUUCUUACGCCUAAAGCAAUUAGUAAUCGAAUCAAAGCAAAAGGUCUACAAAAGUUACGAUGGUAUUGUCAAUCAUGUGAAAAACAAUGUCGUGAUGAGAAUGGAUUUAAAUGUCAUAUACAAAGUGAAUCGCAUCAACGACAAUUAUUACUUGUUGGUGAAAAUUCCGGCAAAUAUAUUGCCAAUUACUCAAAUGAAUUUCAUAGUGGCUUUUUCAGUACAUUACGUCGUUCAUUCGGCACGAAACGUGUUUUAGCUAAUACAGUUUAUUGUGAAUAUAUUAAAGAUCGUGAUCAUAUUCAUAUGAAUGCUACUCGAUGGGUUGCAUUAGCAGGAUAUGUUCGUUGGCUUGGAAGUCAAGGACUGUGUGAAAUUGAACAAACUGAAAAAGGAUGGUAUAUUACAUUAAUUGAUAAAGAUCCUGAUACUGUACGACGUGAAAUGGAAAAUGAACGAAAAGACAAAAUGGAUUUAGAUGAUGAACAACGACGACAAAAAUUAAUUGCUGAACAAAUUAAAAGAGAUCAAGAAAGAGGUAUUCAAUUAUCUGAACCUGUAUUUACUGAACUUGUUCGUAAUGAAGAAGAUGAGAAAAUACAAGUAACUUUCAAACAAACUGUUGUUGCAGAAAAGAAAAAACUUCUUCCACCAUCUAUAUUAGCUUCUAGUAGUAAAAAACGAGCGAAUCCUACUGAUGAAACUUCUGAUGAAACUGAUGCAAAAAAAUCUAAAACAGAAACUACGGUUGAAACUUCUGUCUUUAAAAAACCCUUGCCAGUCUCAUCACAACGAAAAAAAUCAGCACUUGAAGAAGUGCGAGAGAUGGAAGAAAAAAUGAAAGAACAAAGAAAUCGUAAAGAUUAUUGGUUACAUGAAGGGAUUGUUGUUAAAAUUAUAACUUUGAAACUUGGUGAAAAAUAUUAUAAAAGGAAAGGUAUUAUUACAAAGGUUGAAAAUCAUUAUCAAGCUAUUAUAAAAAUGAUCGAUACGAAUGAUAAGCUUCGCGUUGAUCAAGCUCAUGUUGAAACAGUUAUUCCGGCAAUCGGAAAGAAAGUCUUGAUUGUCAAUGGUGCCUAUCGUGGUCAAGAAGCAACAUUAGAAGAUAUUCAUCAAGAUACAUUUUCUGUUGAUGUUACUAUUCUGAAGGGUUCAAUGAUUGGUACUCGUGUUGACAGUCUAUCUUACGAAGAUAUUUCUAAAUUAGCCGAUUGA